AUAUAGUUCCCCUGACGAGCUACCCCUAGAAUCCCCAGCCUGCAGGAGAGAACAAAAUCCUGAAUGUGUCCUCCGGGAGCCUGGAUGUGAAGGCUGCACAUUAACGCACCCAAGGGAAAACUGGAGACACAACUAGAGUUAAAGGGAAUGGGUGCCAAAGUGGGGAGGUCUCGGAUCGGUUACUGAUGAAUGGUGAUCACCUGCGUGGUGCGCAACACAGGGCAGAGCCUCUCCAUCCACUGCCCUCAGGCAGGUGACACCCAGGGGUAGGUCAGCACAAGUAUAGACUCCCAACCCAGCCCUGCAGAUCCUCAGAGAGCACUCCGUUGGGUUUCAGGGCGGUGCCAGAGGCGAUUCAGCCGCGUCCCUCGGGGCAGGAGACCCAGGCGGGGCGGGUGGCCGGAGCUCCGCCCUCCUCUGACCCCGGCUUUUCAGCUUUUAACCCGCGCGGGAGAGCGCCGCGGCCACUGGGCUCUGCGGAGGGAGCGAGUGGUCAGUGCGGAGCCGGAGGCGAGCGUGUCCAGUCCCAAGCCGACGCCAGCUCUCAGGCAUGGCCCCGGCAGCGGCUUCGGGUGGCAGCACCCUGCCCAGUGGCUUCUCGGUCUUCACCACCUUCCCUGACUUGCUCUUCGUUUGUGAGUUUAUCUUUGGAGGCCUGGUAUGGAUCCUGAUUGCCUCUUCCCUGGUACCCUUACCCCUGGUCCAGGGCUGGGUGAUGUUCGUGUCCGUGUUCUGUUUUGUGGCCACCACUUCCCUGAUGGUCUUGUACAUAAUUGGUACUCAUGGCGGUGAGACUUCCUGGAUCACAUUGGAUGCAGCCUACCACUGUGUGGCUGCCCUAUUUUACCUCAGUGCCUCAGUUCUGGAAGCCCUGGCCACCAUCAGCAUGUUCGAUGGCUUUACCUACAAGCAUUACCAUGAAAACAUUGCGGCAGUGGUGUUUGCCUACGUGGUCACUCUGUUCUACGUGGUCCAUGCUGUGUUUUCCUUAAUCAGAUGGAAGUCUUCAUAGGACAACAGAUCCAGAGCUGAAACCCAGAUGCAAUUAACUGGUCAGCCCAUCUUCCCCAUUAACUUCCUAGAACACAGACUGGCUGGUGGAGAAAAGAAAACAAGCCAAAAAAGAAAACAAAACAAACACAAAAACAAAAGGAAGCCAUGUUUGUGUCUCUUGGGUCUUAUGUUUACCUUCUGUCAGGGUUUAGGGCUCACUUUAUUUAACUUCUAGCUAAGGGAGGAAGGAGUUGUCUUGGCAGGGGCCCUUUCUGCCCUUGACCGGGAAAGUGGGUGGGAAGUGAGAACCUUGAUCUCAAGAAAUGACAAUUUUCCCCUGACCCUUGGAGCAUGUCCUAAGAAUUUGCCUCUUGGAAUUUUCCAUGGGCUCUUUUGAGCACUCAUCCCCUGGCAUGUCUUUGUGGAUAGUCUAGGUGUCACAGGCACUGAAAUCCACCCAACAGAGGUCUCCAGAAGUUUCCGGUAGAAGAUGAGCCCCUUUGAAAUACUUCGUUAAAUACCUUUAUGUGUCAUGCUUUGGGUUGGGAACUGGAGGGAUGCUUUUCAUUCUCGGGGGCCAGGGAUGCCUUCCUGUUCAACUGUCUUCCGAGUCCUCUGAGUAGCCUGAAUCUCAAGGGACAAUUCAGAUGUGUGUGCUAGGCCAGUCUUCCCCAGAGUGACUCACCAAGGACGCCACCCUCACAAUAGUGUCCACCAGGAUAGUGUCUCCCUUGUAGGUGCAUCCCGUGGAGCUCCACCCUUUUCUUUCAAGGCACAACAGUCUGCUGAAUUAGAAUCUUCUCAGGCUCUGAGAAAACGAGGUGUGGGCAUUCCUUCUCUUCUUAAGACUGAUCUAAAACACUUUCUAGUCUGGGUGUCUGCAGUCUCUUGAUGUGUUUGGGCAUGUUCUCAGACCACUCCUUGUGGGAGAAAAGGGACCCGACUCCAGAGGAAAGGAGAGACAAUGGCUAUCUCUGGAUGCCACAUUCCAGGUGAGGGACAUCUGACCUGAAAGAAGAAAGUAUAAUUAGGAAGGACAUGGAGAGUCUGCAAUGUCAGACAUUCUGCUAGAUGUCACUUUGUCCCCACAGCUUAAAGGAGUGACAUCCUAGAGAUGGAGCCCCAGAUGCAGGGAUGUCCUGCCAGCCACCAGGAGAGCCAGGAUUCCAGCCUCUGUCAGCUUUCACUAGCUGAUGUUUUAUUCUCUAACGAAGUAGGAGAUUUAUACCUACAACUAAAUUAGCUUGGGGGAUUUUUCUAUCUUGGUUCUGAGGAUGGAACCCAGGGAGCUAUGUAUGCUGGGUAAGCAUUCUUCUGCCAGAUUCCCAUCCUCAGCCCCAAAUUGGAUCUCAAUGGCACAUCCAGGAGGACUUUGGUUAUCCCAGCCAUACUGGUACCCAAAUCCACUAUUUACCCACUUAACACAGCCAAAAUUUCAUACUAAAACACAAGCAAAAGAUUAGGGGGAUUUAUUUUUUAAAAUUAAAAUAUAAACUAAGAGAUUAUAUGAAGUUCAUUAUAAUGUUUAACAAAAUCUGUAACUGAGUGCUGACUGGGGUAGUCUUAUAUUUUCAACAAAACUGAACCAUAACAUUACACUAACCAGCAGCUCAACAUGAAUGAGGAUCACCUUUAGACAAGAAGAAAAGAGAGAUGAAGGAAGGAAGGAAAGAAGGAAGGAAGGGUCGCUAAGAUGAAUUUCCCAAAGGUUUCUCAAUGUUUCAGAUUUUUAAUCAUUAAAAGAAACUUUCAUACAA
Mastomys coucha (southern multimammate mouse) is the source of this 2750-nucleotide messenger RNA. RefSeq names its product mal, T cell differentiation protein (gene Mal). Gene Ontology annotation, cellular component: membrane. Gene Ontology annotation, molecular function: structural constituent of myelin sheath. Gene Ontology annotation, biological process: myelination. The transcript is spliced from 4 exons. The coding region runs from base 551 to 1012 and encodes 153 amino acids. The record is from RefSeq and is a predicted model, not a curated record. Lineage: Eukaryota; Metazoa; Chordata; Mammalia; Rodentia; Muridae.